UCGCAUGCCUCUCACUGAAAAAGGAGCAAAAGCACUAAUUUUGGUGCCCCAAACAAAAGCUAAAAGGAUAGUGUCUGUCUGAGGACCCUGAUGACUGAUGAGUGAUGAUACCAUCCACAUCGCCACCUACUCUCAUUACUACUUGAUACUGAAAAUGGCAGCGUCACUCACUCCUACGACUAUUUACUAUCGCUGGUGCUAUUAAUCACACUCCAACAUCAUCAUUAAUUUAACCAUUUAUCUCUAAUAAAAAAAUAUAGGGAAAAAAGAAAUAGACAUUUUGGAAUAGUUUAAUUUAAUGCAAAAACUAGGUUUUUAACAUGACAAAGUGAGAAGAUCAUAAUAAUUUGGGGAAUAUGCAAAAUCAGUAAUUUAUAUUUAUUUAUGUUGAAGGUGUUUUUAGUUGGAAGUCUGCUCAUUUGAGAGUUGGAGCUCUCAGCUUUGUACAUGUCUGAAAAUUCUUGUAAUAUGUUGGGACAUCACAUCAAGAUAUAAGUAACAAUUGGUUGACAUAAUGUUCAUUACAGGGUGUAAGUCCACAAAUCAUGCAUAUGCAAAAUAAAUUAAGUAGAUGGGUAGCUUUUAAGGAGUGGGUUGGAGUACUAAUGCUGCCUCAUAAUGCUCCUGUCAAACUUUUCUCCAUGGAAGACCACCUGAGAAACCAUAGCUUACUGCCUCAAUAUCAGAGAAGAUAAGUGAAAACAAAUUGACACUUGAUAUGAAAAUCUAUGUGUUUGUUUUACUCAUAAACCUUUUAGCUCAUCAGGCCUUUUCUGAAUCAGAUAUUCACAUUGGAUACCGAGUGACUCUUGCUAUUCCUACUGAAUACGCAAAAGGGUUCCUGGGAAGAGCAUUUCUAAUGGAAACAGAACAAACGGUGCCACAUUUCAGAGCAGCAAUCAGUGUGGAAGCCGUCAAUGAAAAGUACUCGUGUUCACUCGAUGUUUUCCUUGGAGGUGUCAGAGUAUGGAGUUCUGGCCAUUUAUCAAGAUUCUACACCACUGAGAAAUGUGUGCUUGAGCUGACGGAUUCAGGAGACUUAAGAUUGAAGGGUGAGAAAGAAUUUGUUGGGUGGAGGAGUGGAACUUCAGGACAAGGCGUUAAGAGGCUAAACUUACUAAGGACAGGCAAUCUAGUUCUAGUUGAUGCCCUCGACUUCAUAAAAUGGCAAACUUUCAAUUUUCCUACUGAUAUUAUGCUCUGGGGCCAGAGACUAAGUUCACAGACUCGAUUAACUUCUUUCCCUCUCAACUCAACAUUGUUCUAUUCUCUGGAAAUUCAGAACGACAAGAUUGCGUUGUAUUUGAAUUUUGGCAAGUGGAAGUAUUCUUACUGGGAAUAUCAGCCUUCCAGCAAGCAAAAUAUCACAUUUGUACAGCUGACUUCUAAUGGGCUGGAGAUAUUCAAUGGGGACCACAGAUUUGAUCAGAUUAGAUCAGCAGGGCCGGAGGCUCUACGGUUCCUGGCACUAGAGAACAGUACAGGUAACUUGAGACUCUACCAUUACUCGGAAGAGAAGGAAAAGUUUGAAGCUUCAUAUCAAGCACUCAACCAAACUUGCGAUCUUCCUCUGGCUUGUAAACCCUAUGGAAUUUGUACUUCAUCAGGUUCGUGCUCGUGCAUCCGUCUCAUGCUUCAAUCUGAAUGCAGAAAUGAAAAUCUUGAGGGGCUAUGUGGGAAGAGGCAGGCAGAAAUGGUGGAGUUACAAGGGGUAAUGAGUGUACUAAGGAGCGUUUCGCAUAAAGGUAAUGUUGGUAAAGAAGAAUGUGCGGAGUUUUGCUUGGAAGAUUGUAGUUGUGCUGCAGCAGAGUAUGUAGAGGAUGAGGAGAAGAGGAAUUCAGGAGAUUGUUUUGUAUAUAACAUAGCGAGGGGAAUGAGACAAGUUGAAAAAGGAAACAGGAUUAGUAGAUACAUGGUUAAGGUGGGAAAGGGAAGAAAUGAUGGUGAAGGUAGGAAUUCUGGGGUAAAGAAAUGGGUGAUAAUAGUGGUAGGGGUUGUUGAUGGAUUCAUUAUUGUUGUUGUGUUGGGAGGAGUUGGAUACUAUGUAAUUUGGAAGAGAAGGAAGAACAGAGCGGGUAGUAGAGCUAGAGCCCCAACAACUUGAUCCAAUUCUAAUUACAUCAUAUUUUUUGGGUUUUCCUUCAAGUUUGUGCAAGAAACAGUGAGUGACAUAAGAAAAUCUUUGUUUAUUUGAAGGAUUUGAUGUAGUAAUGUUAGGGAUUGAUUUCAUCCAAUUUGUUUUAUUCUAAAAUGGGCUUUUUCUGUA
Messenger RNA from Sesamum indicum (sesame), 2266 nucleotides. Its product is annotated as D-mannose binding lectin protein with Apple-like carbohydrate-binding domain-containing protein. Lineage: Eukaryota; Viridiplantae; Streptophyta; Magnoliopsida; Lamiales; Pedaliaceae. The record is from RefSeq and is a predicted model, not a curated record.